UCUCCUAUAGAGCUCAGUUACAUUCGAGACUCGACAACGUUCAGACCGUGCGGUUGGUGCCAAAUUCAGAGUUUUAGUUUAGAAAUUCGUCAAAAUUCAAAAACUAAAUUGCGGGGGUAAAGAGGAAAAGGGCAACUCUCCUUCUUUAAAUAAAAAAAAAAAAAAAAAACCGGAAAAAGAAGACCGUUCCUAAAAAAUCAGAGAAAACUGAAAAAAAAAUCGUUAAGAAUUCUGUGAAGUUCGUGCCAAGAGUCAAGUGCUACCGUAGACGUUUCUCUCAAGACAGGAUGUCGAGCGGAUUCUCAUUCUGGAAUGGCCAGCCGGUGACCUCGCCCGUCUUCCCGCAAAUGGGUGACCUGUUGAGCCCGAACUCGUCGGGCUUCCAGUGGCCCAGCGGAUCCGGAGCGGCGGGACCAGCAACGGCAGUGGGCAUGUCCCCCAGCGGAGCUCGUUACUUCCCCGGUGUCGGACUCGGGGCUUCGCCAAUGCAGAUGCAAAUGGCUGGGAUGGGCGAUUUCCGGCAUCUGAACUGCCCCACCAUGGCGAUGGGCUAUUUUGGUCAGCCCCAGAGCCAGUAUGAGCCGUGCAUCGAGAAUGGAGAGGCCUUCUGCGCCUACAACGGCAUGGACAUGGCCAUGCAUAUGCACGGGGCCGGGGGGAUGGCGGGACCAGGUGCCGGGGCUGGCGCCAAGGGUGACUUCUGGUAGGCGCCAUGAACCCACCAACCCACCACCCCACCCACUGUAGCCCUCGGGCUUAUGUCCCAUCCACUAAUCCAGACGAAGAGUAUCCAUGUUGUCGUCGCAUCCUCAGACUUGGUGUUUGGAGUGAGAGUCGAUUCCCUGGUUGCGUGUCUUUAAAUAUGGCUUUUCUUUGUCUUCUUUCAAUUGAAAUUUUUAGGUUUUAUUAAAUUGUAUAAUUUAAAACUAAAAA
Molecule: messenger RNA, 933 nt
Organism: Drosophila ananassae
Lineage: Eukaryota; Metazoa; Arthropoda; Insecta; Diptera; Drosophilidae
Exons: 2
Coding region: 288-707 (139 amino acids)
Source: RefSeq, a predicted model, not a curated record